Molecule: messenger RNA, 1951 nt
Organism: Pomacea canaliculata
Lineage: Eukaryota; Metazoa; Mollusca; Gastropoda; Architaenioglossa; Ampullariidae
Product: mitochondrial enolase superfamily member 1-like
Exons: 16
Coding region: 319-1656 (445 amino acids)
Biological process (GO): carbohydrate catabolic process; amino acid catabolic process
Molecular function (GO): magnesium ion binding; L-fuconate dehydratase activity
Source: RefSeq, a predicted model, not a curated record
AACAAACUAUAACUCAUAACUUUAAAUGUUGUUUUUUUUUGGAGAGGGGGGAGGUUAGAGGUCGAGGGGUUUAGGGUCGAGGUGGAGUAGAACGACAGGGGCUACGAAAAUAUUUAUCAAACUGAACCCUUAUUGUUCCGCAUUGAUAAACAUCACACCGUCACGCGCACGUACCCAGCCUUGACCUGUGUGACCUAUGUGACGGUUUCCGCCGUGGGGCGUUCGUAGUUAGAUAACGCGAGCGAUGACCAUUUGGAACUGCUAUCCUCUCUCAUCCCCGUUCUAACCUCUUGUAGUCCUACAGCAGCUGUGUGCAGCAUGGCGCCCACGGUGAUCACAGCCUGCAGUGUGCGGGAUAUUCGCUUUCCCACCUCGCUAGAGAGGGACGGAUCGGAUGCCAUGAACAAGGCACCAGACUAUUCAUGUCCCUACGUUGUGCUUACUACAGAUGUGGUGGGUGUUGAAGGCCAUGGUAUAACCUUUACUGUGGGCAAAGGCAAUGAAAUAGUGUGUCAUGCAGUGAGGGUUCUUAGCAAGAUGGUGGUAGGCCAGAAAGUGAAUGAGAUCUACAGCGAUUUUGGGAAAUUCUGGCAAACUUUGACCAGUGAAGACCAGAUGAGAUGGCUGGGUCCAGAGAAAGGUGUGAUGCAUUUGGCAGUGGCAGCUGUCGUUAAUGCACUGUGGGAUUUGUGGGCCAAAAUUGAAGGGAAGCCACUGUGGAAAUUAUUAGCUGAUAUGGAACCAGAGAAGCUGGUGUCAACAAUAGACUUUCGUUACAUGCAUGAUGUUCUCACUCCUGAGGAAGCUAUAGAAAUGUUGAAAAAGUCACAGGAUGGAAAACAAGAAAGAGAAGCAGAAAUGUUAGCAAAGGGGUAUCCUUGCUACACAACAUCAUGUGGAUGGCUAGGUUAUGAAGAUGAAAAAAUUGAACGGCUUUGUAGAGAAGCACUGGAAGAAGGAUUCACAAGAUUUAAAGCAAAAGUGGGUGCAGAUAUUGAAGAUGAUCGCCGCAGGUGUCGUCUCAUUAGAAAGCUUAUAGGCCCUAACAAUAUUUUGCUAGUGGAUGCUAACCAGCGGUGGGAGGUACAGCAAGCAAUAGACUGGAUGAAGGAACUGGCAGACAGCAAGAUUACCUGGAUUGAGGAGCCCACAAGCCCUGAUGAUAUUCUAGGCCAUCUGCAAAUUGCUAAGGCUCUUAAUCCAUUAGGUAUUGGUGUGGCAACAGGCGAACAGUGCCAGAAUAGAAUCAUGUUCAAGCAGUUCCUCAAAUCUGGGGCCAUGCAGUUUUGUCAGAUUGACAGUUGCCGUCUGGGAGGUGUAAAUGAGAAUCUUGCAGUCAUCCUUAUGGCACACAAAUUCGGAGUGCCAGUAUGUCCUCAUGCUGGUGGAGUAGGUCUGUGUGAACUUGUCCAGCAUCUUUCAAUCUUUGAUUACAUCUGUGUGUCAGGAUCCUUGGAAAACAGAAUGACAGAAUAUCUAGAUCAUCUGCAUCAACAUUUCAAAGCACCAUGUGUUGUAAGAGAAGGAAAUUACAUUCCACCACAGGCAGCUGGCUACAGUGUGGACAUGAAAGAGUCUUCAUUGAAUGACUACGAGUGGCCUACAGGACGUGUUUGGCAAGACUUAAUUGCUAGUGGGAAAUACACUGCUGAAUAAACCUAUUAGAUUUCUUGCAGCUGUUGCCAGAUUUUAUAUUAAGCACUGCAGUAGCAGUGUUACUUUACUGUUCUAAUGGAUACCGAAAAAGAUUAAGAAUGAACCAUUGAAGAUCAAGCAGCUUUUUUUAAAAAAAAAAAUGAAAACAAUGUAUCCAGACUAUAAUUUGUCAGUGCCUGUUAUUUAAUCCACAAAAUUUAAUUGCAAAACUGAUUGCAUCAGAGAAAACCUUGUAAAGUGAAGAAAGUGUGAUUUGUAUAUAUGAAAGUAAUGAUAAUAAACAAAUGUGAUCAAA